AAUGGGAAGACAGCACCGGGGAGGACAGUAACCACUGAAGAUCAAUCAUCUGCCAUGCUCCGAGACACCGAGGGACACCGUCUUCGCUGCGCACUUUGGACAUAAAAACGCGGCGAGGGCUCGGAUCGUACAUUGAUCCGACUACAGGGGACGGGAGGGGUCGAUCAUGGGGAACGAAGCGAGCCUGGAAGGAGGCGAAGGGCCGCCGUCUGGGCUACCAGAGGGGCUGGCACCUGACGGGAAGGGCGGCUUCGUCCGGGUCUCCGAUGGGACUCCGGUCAACCUGAGUGAACUCAGCGAGGAGCAGAGGAGGCAGCUCUCCGCCGCGAUGUCAAGGGCGCAAGGCAGGCAGCCCGGAGGCGCAGCAGCUGCACGAAGACCGUCAGAAUCAGAUACCCAUCAGCGUUCCCAGCAGGUCGGGGCCUCCAGGGGCCCUACAGGUCUCAGUAAGAGUCGCACUGUAGACGCCUUCAACCAGGGUCCACCUGGGAAGCUCCCGCCGGGUCGCAGCCCCUCGUCCCUCAGCCUUUUUGAAUCCAGAUUCCGGCAGGAGCCAAAAGACCCAGAGACCAAAUCAUCCGGCAUGUUUGGCUCCAGCUUCCUCAGCGGGGCCAACCCGCUCAGCGCCGUGUCCUCCAUGACCUCCUCCAUGUCCUCCUCCAUAUCCUCCAUGGGCGAUAAUGUCAACAUCCCCAAGUUCGGACUAUUCGGGGACGAGGAGGAGGGAGAUGAUGCACCUGCAACGCCCGAGUCCAAGCAGGGAGGAAAACCACCCGGCAAGGGCCCUCAGCAAGGGCCAGGUCCAAAGGGACCACAACAGGGUGGACCUCAGAAACAGGGUCAGGGCCCUCCUGGACAGGGGGUAAAGCCAGGGCAAGGACCCCCUGGGCAGGGACCCAGGCAAGGUCAGGGACCACCAGGACAGGGGCCCAAACCAGGCCAGGGUCCUCCUGGUCAAGGGCCGCCAGGGCAGGGACCCAGGCAAGGACAGGGACCACCAGGACAGGGGCCCAAACCUGGCCAGGGUCCUCCUGGUCAAGGGCCGCCAGGGCAGGGACCCAGGCAAGGACAGGGACCACCAGGACAGGGGCCCAAACCAGGCCAGGGACAGGGGCCCAAACCUGGCCAGGGUCCUCCUGGCCAAGGACCCCCUGGGCAGGCCCCCAGGCAGGGUCAGGGUCCACCAGGUCAAGGCCCACCAGGCACCAAACAGGGUGGCCCUCCCCAGCAAAAAGGUGGACCCCCUGGACCUCAACAAGGACCUGGACCCAAACAGCAGGGGCCACCAGGUCCUGGGGCUCAUCCUGGAGAGCCAGCUAAGAGCGGAGGGCCUCCUGGUCCAGGGAAGCCUGGAGGUGGACUCUGUCCCCUGUGUAAGACCACCCAGCUGAACACUGGAUCUAAGGACCCUCCUAAUUACAAUAACUGCACUGAGUGUAAGAACCAGGUCUGCAGCCUCUGCGGGUUCAGCCCCCCAGACUCAGCGGGUAAAGAGUGGCUAUGUCUGAACUGCCAGAUGCAGCGAGCGAUGGGAGGGAUGGAUCCCCCCGGCAUGACGAAGCCCAAACAAGGCUCCGCCCCGCCCUCGCCCCAGAGACAGGCACCUGGCAAACCUGGCAAGCUGCUGAUAAAGCAGCAGAGUACCAGCGACCAAGGGUUAACGCCGCCAACCACACCGAGGCAGAAAUCCCCAGGUCCCACCUCUCCUGGGCCGCUUUCCCCCGGCUCCUCAUUGGGAGGUUCGCCCAAGAUUGACCCCAAGACGGGCCGCCCAAUCCAGCCGAAGUCUAGUCCCCAGCAGUCUCCAGCUAAACCCAAACAGGAGUCCAGCUUUUUUGGCGGGUUGGGGAGUAUCAGUCUGGGAGGCUUGACGGACACAGCCAAACCUGCAGCUGCUUCUCAAGAGUCUGUUACAGGGAAACUGUUUGGCGGGUUUGGCGGUUUGAUGGAGUCCUCGAAGCCUCAAGCUCAGGCCGCGCCAAAGCAGGAGGAGUCAGUGGCUGGGAAGUUGUUUGGAGGUUUUGGAGGAUUGACAGAAUCAGCAAAACCUCCCGCUGCUGCGUCUCAGAUGUUCAGCUUUGGAUCGUCACUCUUGAGUUCGGCCUCUAAUCUCGUCUCUGGAGAGGAGGAGAAAGCACCGGAGUCUCCACCUGGGUCACCGCCAGACUCUGGACCAGGUUCUCCUCCAGAUUCUGCAGCCGGCUCUCCACCUGACUCCCCCUUCUCUGCUCCUGGGUCUCCUCCUGAUUCAGACUCUGCUCCUGACACUCCACCUGCUUGGUCCAAGAAACCCCUCCGAACCAUUUCUGUGGAGAAACAGGAAGAAAAGGCGCCAGAAGCCAAAUCUGCACCUGCACCUGCACCUGCACCUGCUCCAACAACCAAGGAAAGCUGUCCUCUCUGUAACGUGGAGCUGAACGUUGGAUCAGCAGACACGCCCAACUUCAGCUUCUGCACCGAGUGCAAGAAGACAGUUUGCAAUCUUUGUGGAUUUAAUCCUACUCCUCACUUAGGAGAGAAAGAAUGGCUUUGCCUCAACUGUCAGACCCAAAGAGCCAUGUCAGGCCAGCUGGGAGACCUGCCACCUCCUGCCAUGGCUUCCCCAAAGAAGCAACCACCUGCUCCUGCUCCUGCUCCUGCUCCUGCUCCCUCCUCCCCCCCUGUCCCUGCUGCUGUAGAUAGCAAACCUGUAGUAGAAGCAGCAGACCUAACCCCGCCGGCUCCUGAGCCCAAGGUUAAAACAGUGGAGACCUUGAAAGAGCCUGCAGAGAAAGAAAUGGCUGCCAAGGACAGUAGCCCCACCAGCCCAUCAGAUUUAGCUAAACUGGAAAGCACAGUCCUUCCCAUUCUUGAGGCCCAGGCCAGCACGCAACCAAAGGAUGAUGAGGAGAAACUAACAGACACUCUAAAGACCAGACGUAAAUUAGAGGUGCUUCCUCUCUCACCAGACUCACCCAGCUCAGAAGAGGAAAGAGAACUUUCUGAGAAGAAUGCCAAAGGUACCACAAAGAAAAAGCUCCUUGUGCCCAUGGAUGUCAGGGCCGAUUCCCUGGAUGAUAGCAGUGAGAGCUUUGGAAAAGAUAGCCCAAUGUCUGGGGAUGAUGAGGACUUUAUUAGAAAACAGAUAAUAGAAAUGAGUGAGAAUGAGGAUGCUUCCCCUUCUGAUGAGGAAAACCUAAUCCGGCGCAAGGUCAGAGAAAAUGAGAAGAAACAAAAGGAGGAGAAGACAACAGAGAAUGUAGAGCGGAGCACAACAGGAAAAGCCAGGCGACUUACCAAGAAAAGCACUAUAAGUCCAGAUGAUGAUGAAGGUAAACAAAUCCGUGGCUCAUUGGAUAAACCUGAUAUAGACAAAGAGGAGGGACAGGAACCAAAUGAAGAAGAGCGUCUGAGUGGAACUGGAGUUCGCAAAUUCCAAACUAUGGAGCUGAAUUCAACUAGCAGCCCUAUCCGUAUACCCAAUGACGAUGGAGAGCCUGAAAUGGAAUGCCUGACAGACUCUCCAGAUGAUCGAUCUAGAGGUGAGGGGUCAUCCAGUCUACAUGCAUCCAGCUUCACUCCUGGGACAUCCCCAACAUCCCUCUCAUCACUGGAUGAAGACAGUGACAGUAGUAGUCCUGGUAUUCGCUCUGGUGAGGGUAAACAACACAGAAAAGCCAAACACAGACAACCUGGUCUGCCAACUAUUGAAGACUCUUCUGAGGAAGAAGAGUUACGGGAAGAGGAAGAGCUGCUCAGGGAGCAAGAGAAACAGAAGGGCUCUGGGAAGAAAUCCAAGAAAGACAAAGAAGAGAUUCGAGCCCAGAGGAGGCGAGAGCGUCCAAAGACACCACCAAGCAACCUUUCCCCCAUUGAAGAUGCCUCACCAACCGAGGAAUUGAGGCAAGAAGCAGAAAUGGAAGAAAUCAGACGAUCAUCCUGCUCUGAUUUCUCCCCCAGUAUUGAAUCAGAUCCUGAAGGAUUUGAAAUACAUGCCUCAAAGAUUGCAGCCGUUCAGAAAACCUAUCAACUGCCUGUAUCAGUAUCUCUUCACUCGCCAACAGAUGAUCAAAGUACUGAUAAACAACAGAAAAAAAUUCUCAAAUCUGCUGAUGAGGCUUAUGAGGAAAUAAUGCUGAGAGCUAAGUCUCCAACACUUGAUAAAACAGAGGCUCAACCAGGAAAAGAGUCCCUUUAUGGAGGCAUGCUCAUUGAAGACUAUGCCUAUGCAUCUCUGAUUGACAAUUCAACAGCUGAUCUGGGGGAGUCUGAGAAGAUUGUUGUUCCCACUCAGUCCAGAACACUGAGAUCACCAGAUGAAGUUUAUGAAGACAUGAUAAAGAAGAGGAAGGAAUUUAUGAAGCUGGAGCAGGAAUAUCAAAAUAUGCAGCCAAAAAAAGAAAUCACAACCCCAGAAAUUAUUUUGCAACCGGCUGAGAACAUUUGCUCCAAAAGCAGCACAGUAACAUUAGGCAAAGAUGGGAAGCCAUUGUUAGAUGCUGAAACUGCCUAUGAGGAGCUGAUUAAAAGAGUGCUGACACCUGGAACAAGUCCAACUCAGCAGGAGCCAGAAGUGGAAGCCACUUCAUCAAGAAGAGCACUCUACCCGAUUCCAGAUUUAAAGGUGACGCAGUGCUCUUCAGGAGAGUUGUCUUCUGAUGAUGAAAGUAUGAAAAAGGAAGAGGAUAUAACUGCAGUAUCAGAUACAACAUCAGCUAUGGAAACUGAGCCUGUGUCCCCGCCAUCGUCCACAUCAGAUCAGCAACCUCACAUCGUAAUCGCAGAAUCCCAGGCUGAUGUUGUUGACUUAUCCGGUGCAGUCCAAAGAGCAUCAGCCCCUGUAAUUGCCAGUGUAUCACCCUUGCCCACAGUACCCCAAUACACGCCCAGUAUUCCCAGCGUUGUGUCAACUGCCCCACCUAUACCCCCAAAGCCAAGUGUCCUGCGUAGGGCUAAUUCUCAGGAAAAAUCAGAAGUACCUGUUGCACCACCACUGCCUCCUCCCACCCCACCAAAACCUACUGUUUUCCCCAGGAAGGCUCCAGUUCCACUUCCACCUCAGGCUUCAGCAACUCCAGUGGCUAUGACUGCAGCACCAGGACCACCUGCAAGACAAGGAGUUACACCAGUGUACAAGCCUCAUGUACCCCCACCUGUUGCCCCAAAGCCAUCCAUUCACGCAGGGAUUGCAGAUAGUCACAGACCAGGACAAGGUGUCAAACCACCAAUUGCACCAAAGCCUGGCUCACAGCCAUCGUCGCCUGCCCAUACCCCACAUCCACCAAGACCCACUGCACUUCCCACUGGUACACCCGACAUAGCCCUGAAUCUGAGCCCUUCUUCUGAGAGCAAGCCAUUUCAACCGUCACCAAAGUCUCCUUCUUCUCCGAGAUAUGCCAGCAAAAGUCGUGACACAUAUGUAGUCAUCACACUGCCAUCUCAGCCCAGCUCUCCAGUCGACAGUAUCUCAACUCAAGCUCCCUCUGGCUCUGACCCAGCAUCUCCUUCACGCCAAGCUCAGCCUCAAAGUUAUCAGCAAUCACAGCCUCAACCUCAAUCUUAUCCGCAGCAGCAUCCACAACCGACCCCUCCUCAAACAACCAGGGUGCCUCUGGCCUACACACGAGUCACAGAAUCCAUUGAAAGUCAAGAGAUUUGUGGCCCAGAAAAACAUGUUUCUAGUUCAUGUCACAUAAUUGAGGCUAUAUCUGCCUCAGCACAGCCACCAGUGGUUAUGCCUAACCUGAUCUCUCAAGUGGUCACAACUGAAGUCCAAAGGACCACUGUCUCUGUUGUUCAUGAAAGGACACCACCACCAGUGCCAGCACCAAGGGCAAAUGGUGUCCCAAUAUCGAUGGAGAAACCUAAGCCCCAAUCGCCAGCACAGAAUGGACAGGCCGUCCAAGCUUCAGAGGUGGUAGAUCUUAGGACUAUGAAGGUGGACCCAGAAUCAAACUUCAAUGGUGUGGACCUGUCUUCUGGCCCAGACUCAAGGCGCCAGUCCUUUGCAACUGAUGUCAGUCGUCAGAACAGUGCAGUGCAGUCCGCUGUGGUCAACCUCAGUGCUGAGUCAUCCACCAUUUCUAUAGUGACAGAUAGUAUCACCAUUGUGACCUGUGCUGCCACAAUCCAGCAAAGUGACAAUUUAGACACCACUCAAGUAUCUUCAGUUCCCCUUCAAUUAACAAAAAACAAAGCAUUUGAGCCUGUUUCUCAAAUAGUAUAUCGUCCAAUUGAUUCUCAGCCCUCUACUCAUGCUGGUACAGAGAUCCCUAUCAACCUCUCAGUUGGAACAAGCACAGGUGGAGGAACUUUCCAGAACAUCCCUGUCACUAUUGCACCCACUUGUAUUCCAAGUUGUGCUGCCAAUGGAUUAGCCACAAGUACAACCACAGUGGCAGGAGCUGUUGACCUUAGCACGACUAAACCAUUCAACACAAUGGUAUCAGUGGAUGCUGCUUCUGCAGACGUGGUCACAGCUGUAAUCACAGAUGAUGAUGGCAAACCAGUGGAUCUGACUGCAGGAAAAAGAAAUGUAUGCUGUGAUGUUGUGUACAAGCUCCCAUUUGCAGGAAGUUGCACUUCUCAGCAACCUACCACACCCCUCCCUGAAGAUCGUUUUGGAUAUCGUGAUGACCAUUACCAGUAUGACCGAUCACCUUACGGCAUGAGAGGGUUUGGUGGGAUUAAACCUUCGAUGUCAGACACAAACCUAGCAGAAGCCGGUCUGUUCUUUUACAAGAGUAAGAACAGCUAUAAUUUCAGUGGUACCACGGAGGGUGCAGUAGAUCUUACCUCAGCAAAGAUUUCUGAUGCAGGUGAAGCUGUUGACUACUCCAAGAAAGGGACUUACGCAGGAAUGACAAUUCCACCCUAUUCCCAAGCCAGAGUCACAAGUGCUGUAGGUACACUCUUUGGUACAAGUAGCGUCUUGAGGUCAUCAAAUGGGGUGGUCUAUUCCUCCGUUGCAGCACCAGUCCCAUCUACAUAUGCCAUUACUACACAGCCUGGGUCCAUCUUUAGUACAUCAUACAACACUCUGUCAGGUAUGCAUACCAGCGACACCAUGCCUUCCCUGUCCAACCUCCAGAACUUGCCACUUACACGGUCCCACAGUUUCCUGUCCACCAUCUCCAUUACUUCAACGGAAGAACAAGGAGAUGCCCCACUUAAUCUGGAGAUCUCUAGAGGAGGUAAUGCUGCUAUCAGCACAGCAACAACCUCUUUAUCCCUUGACACCUACACUGAUGCAUCCCUGGAGGCCAUAGCUGCAUCCCUGGAGGCUCUCUCGUCACCCAUGGUUCCUGGGGAUGGCCAGUAUCAGGCAGAGCGUGAGAGGCUAGAGAUGGAGAAACUCAAGCAACAGCGCCUGGCUGAGGAAUUGGAGUGGGAGCGCCACGAGAUUCAGCGGUUCCGAGAGCAGGAACAGCUCUUGGUGCAGAAAGAGCUGGAGGAGCUACAGUCCAUGAAGCAGCAGAUCUUGAACCAACAAGAAGAGGAAAGGCAGGCUCACCUUAUGAUGCAGAAAGAAACCUAUGCCCAGCAGCAACAGCAGCUUGAGCAGAUUCAGAGACUUCAAGAGCAACUGCGCAUGCAACUGGAAGAGCAAAAGCUUCGUCAGAUGUACCCAGGUGGGGACAUGCCGGGACAUGGCGUGCAGGAGGCAGUUGUCAUAGGACCUGAUGGCACAGUCCUGUCCAGAAAAAUCACGGAUAGUGGGUGCCAGACAGACGAAGAGGAUGAGACAGUCAGCAAAGCUUACACAGCAGGGAGAAAAAAGAGAAGUGCUAAAAAGAGUGUUGACAGUUGUGUGCAGACUGAUGAUGAGGAUCAAGACGAAUGGGAGGCUCAGACCAGAAGCCGUCAAAGCCGGCCACGCACUUCCAGGGGUGAUAGAGGUGGGCAGUCAGAGAUGUCUCUUAAAGCCCACACUGAGAUUUCUAUACAAACGGAUGAAGAGGGGAACAUUAUAAUGGACACCAGGAUGGAGCUGUCUGACUCUGAAAGGACGUCACCAAAGAAACGACCUACCCCCUUAGAAAUAGGCCAGUCAGGAAACCUCAAAGUUGAUUCUUCUACACUUCAAGCCCCUCCUAAAUCUCCCAAAGUGCUCUAUUCCCCCAUAUCCCCCUGUAUAUCUCCGAGCAAAUCCCUUGAGUUUGUGUCCUAUGAUAAAUCACUGGGUGAUACAAGUCCACAAAAGCUACGAGGAAGUGUGGAUCCAACAAAAGCCUCUCCAGCAAGUCCCAGGGGACCAAAAGCCAUGCAGAGAUCCAUGUCUGACCCUAAGCCCAUGAGUCCAACAGGAGAAGAAAUGGCAACAUCUGGUACCCAGUAUGGUGAUGGCUAUAAUGGGAAAGGCUCAGGUGGCACACCAACAGGCACUCAAAAGAAGGUGAAGAGGACACUUCCCAAUCCGCCGUCAGAGGAUGAGUCAACAACGACUGGCCAGACGGCAUACAGCACUGGUUCGGCCAGACGAAGAAUGUGCCGCAAUUCCAACAUGGCACGUGCCAAGAUCCUGCAAGACAUUGAUCGUGAGCUAGAUCUGGUAGAGCGUGAGUCUUCCAAGCUCCGCAAAAGACAAGCAGAACUAGACGAGGAGGAGAAAGAGAUUGAUGCCAAGCUUAGGUAUUUGGAGAUGGGCAUUAAUCGUAGAAAAGAUGUGCUACUGAAAGAGAGAGAGAAGAGGGAAAGGGCCUAUUUACAGAGUGUUGCUGAGGACCGAGACUACAUGUCAGACAGUGAGGUUAGUAACAUCCGAGAGACAAGAGGUGGGCGUGGAGACGGUGAAGAUGAGGAGAUUGAAAGUCACGGUCUUGAACGUCCCAGGACAGCUCCCCAGUCAGAAUUGGAUGACUUUGUCCCACCUCAAACCAAGCAUGAGUAUGGAAAAUACUCACAGUACCAAUACAAUCAAAGCCAAUACCAGCAGUCUCUCUACCAGACUCCCCAAUCCUACCAAUCUCAUUCACUCUACUCCUCUGUCCCCUCGCUCACUAGCUCCCAGCAGCAGAGUUACCACCAGAUGCUCCUGUUGCAGCAGAAAGCUGCCAGACAAGUUGCCCUCCUCUCAGAGCUGGAUGCAACUAAGUAUGAGGUCAUUAGCCGCCAGCCUGAUCCUACAUCAUCAGCUUACUUGGGAGUCAAGUAUGACAAAUAUGGCAACCACCUUGACCUCAGAGCCUUGGAUGUUGGAAGUAUAGCGCGAAGCCCCAUGUCAGCUGUCUCUGAUUCCUACUACACAGAUGUAGAUCACCAUACACCUCGGAGUUACAUGUUGCUGGAAGAUGCUGCAGAACUGGCUAAGGGAUCCACAGGUAUGUCAUCAUCUUACAGUCUGGCUGAGAGGGAGCUGGCCAAAGCAGAAAAGCUGCUGCGAAGGAGCGCUGCAGAUCUGGGGUCUACUGACUAUCUGGGAUCGACCUCUAGACUCCAUACUUAUGGGAAAACCCCAGAUGAAGAGGAUACAAUGGAGGAACCUUAUGAACUGAAACUCCUGAAGCAGCAGCUCAAGCAGGAGUUUAGGAGAAGUACGGGUGGGACAGAAAACUUAGAACAACUGACAGGCCUCUCCCAACACUACUAUACCCCAAGCUCUAGCCUCUCUAGUUAUUCCCAAAGACACUAUCCUAAGACAGACAAGUACAGCAUCAGUCGACUUACUCUAGAGAAGCAGGCAGCUAAACAACUCCCAGCAUCCAUGUUGUACCAAAAACACAAGACUCCAUUGAUAGAUCCUAAGAUCUCCUCCAAGUAUUCCUCUAUGACAGACACCAGAGGUUUGGAGACAGACUAUACCAGCUAUCUCGGGUCUACCAGUGCAUCGGCAAGAUCCAGCCGGCUUUCGCAAGAUGAGAUUACCUUCGGCCUACGUAAGAAUAUUGCAGAACAACAAAAAUACUUGGGUUCCACCUUGGGUGCCAACUUGGCUGGGUCACUAAACUUGGGCCAGAGCUUAGGUUUAGACUCUGCCUAUCCUAGUGGUAGUCGAUCUCGACCCACUUCCAGGCCCACAUCUUGCUAUGGCCUAGACUUGUCAAUCAAAAGAGACCCUUCAAACUCUUCGCUAAGGCUUAAAGGGGACGGUGAAACAUCGGGAGAUGUACCAAGCUAUCAAACCCCCUCUGGUCGCACCAAACCCACCAGCCUUCCCAUUGUGCAAAGUGGCCGUGGCCGAAUACCCAUAGUGGCCCAGAACUCAGAGGAAGAGAGUCCGUUGAGCCCCGUUGGGCAGCCUAUGGGCAUGGCCCGUGCAUCGGCGGGACCUCUGCCACCAAUCUCAGCAGAUUCAAGGGACCAGUUUGGUUCUUGCCUGUCCUUGCAGGACUCCCAGCAGCAGCAACAUAUCAGGGAAGAGCCAACCAGGGGUAGGGGCUAUGUGCUGAUGGAUGACCUUCAGGGCACCAUGUCAGAUAGUGAAGCCCUAAGUGAUUCCCUGAUGGCUUUGAACAGAGACGAUGCGACCAAUGCCUACCACCUUAGACGAGAGGAGACAGACUGGUUUGACAAACCUAGAGACGGGAAUGGACAAGAGAAGAGACAGGGAAAAGGUCCGUACUACCCCUUCCCUCACCUCAGGGUCAAACUGCAGAGGGAUCCCAAAGACCGCAGUGUCUCAGGAAAUGGUCUGGGUAUCCGUGUGGUUGGAGGGAAAGAGGUCCCCGGUAGUAAUGGAGACAUUGGAGCCUACGUUGCCAAAGUCCUCCCUGGUGGAGCUGCAGAACAAACAGGAAAGAUUCUCGAAGGAAUGCAAGUCCUGGAGUGGAAUGGCGUUCUUCUGACGGGGAAAACCUACGAAGAGGUUCAAGGGCUGGUCGGGCAGCCGUGCAAUGAGGCAGAAGUGUGUGUCAGACUUGAUCUCAACAUGCUGGCUGACUCAGAUGGUUCCGACCACCUUGACUUCCAGGAGCACAGCAAAGGUGACAGACCUCCCAGGUCUCCAGGUGUUGACCCCAAGCAGCUGGCGGCUGAGCUGCAGAAAGUGUCCCAGCAGCAGGCUCCCACCUCCACCUCUUCCUCCGGCCUGCCCCCCACCACCUCAGCCACCUCCAGCCCUGCUCAGCCCGGAUCCCCCUCCGUCAGCAAGAGACGUCACGGCAGCAAGACUGCAGAGGGAAUGAAGACCCAGUCCCAUCCUGUCUCCGGAGAGAUACAGCUUCAAAUCCACUACGACAAGCAGCUUGGCAACCUGAUCGUUCAUGUGCUGCAGGCCAGAAACCUCGCCCCGCGGGACAACAAUGGCUACUCUGAUCCUUUUGUUAAAGUGUAUCUCCUACCAGGGAGAGGUCAGGUCAUGGUUGUCCAGAACGCCAGUGCUGAGAACAAGAGGAGGUCCAAACAUGCGGGCAAGAGUCUCAACCCUGAGUGGAACCAGACUGUCAUCUAUAAAAACAUCCAUCUGGAGCAAUUGAGGAAGAAGACCCUGGAGGUGAGCGUGUGGGACUACGACAAGUGCUCCUCAAAUGAUUUCUUAGGAGAGGUCCUUAUUGACCUGUCCAACACAGCCCAGCUGGACAACGUCCCCCGGUGGCUCCCCCUGAAGGAGCAGAGCGAGGGGGACCACCACCGGCGCUCCCACUCAGGCCAGGGCCGCCACGGCUCCUCCAAACCCUCCUCCCAGCACGCCUCCCCGAAAACCACCGGCUCCGCACAUGACAAUCAGGAAUCCCCAAAGUCUUCUGUCAUCAAGAGCCGGAGCCACGGGAUCUUCCCAGAUCCGGCCAAGGACACGCAGGUGCCCACUAUCGAGAAAUCUCACAGUAGCCCUGGCACAUCGAAGCCUUCCCCGUCCGAGGGCCAGAGCCAAAGCCACAGCCACGGACACAGCCAUCACUCUCGCUCGCACGGUGCUUCACGCUCCAGCAAAAGUGCCGCCGCACGGCAACACCAUCAGGACGGCGGCACUGGAAGUGGCGGAGGCGCUGCCAUAGCAACGGGCGAUGCCCCACAGCAGUCACAGCAGCAGCCGCCGCAACGCCUCCAACCAACUCGGUCGAGCUACAGAUCCAGCGACGCCCCGGUCACAGCGGCCUCGUUGGACAGCGGCCUGAGUGGCAGCGCCUACAGCCUGCUGGACGAAGAAGGAGAGACAAACGAGGUGGACAGCGCCAUCUUCCAGGUCCCCCGAUUUGGAAAGAUCCCAAAUGGCACAGAUGUGAUGAAAUCCUCACUGGGACACGGUGACGCUGAAGGUAAGUCCCAGGUGAUGGGGGAGAUAAAGAUUGCUCUGAAGAAGGAGGUAAAGACCGAGGGUGAGCAACUGGUCCUUGAGAUUCUUCAAUGUCGCAACAUCACCUACAAGUUCAAGUCUCCAGACCACCUGCCAGAUCUCUAUGUGAAGCUGUAUGUGGUGAACAUCGCCACCCAGAAAAGGAUCAUCAAGAAGAAGACCAGAGUGUGUCGUCACGACCGCGAGCCUUCUUUUAAUGAAACUUUCCGCUUCUGUAUGAACCCCGCCGGACACUCUCUACAGCUGUUCCUGGUCUCCAAUGGCGGCAAGUUUGUAAAAAAGACCCUGAUUGGGGAGGCCUACGUGUGGCUGGACAAAGUCGACCUACGCAAGCGAGUGGUGAGCUGGCACAAGCUGCUCGCCAGCACCGCCCAGAUCCACUCAUAGAAGGAGACUCAAUCUAAAAAAAAAAAACUCAAGUCAAGAGGGCACGAAGAGGUUUCUCUCAUCUGGGGACGCUAAGGUUCAACAUCUGGGACACUGAGAGGGGGAAUAUGUGUGUGAAUAUGUCUUUCUUCAAUCUUACUUUCAGGGCUUAGAGUUUUGGAAGAUGCUUUUCGUUAGUAAGGGCAGUUCUGGUGGUGAUUUCUGUCAGGAAGUCUGGAGGAAGUAGUAAUGCGUUUACAGGAAAUGAACAUAAGUUUACAGGACGUACAGUGUAUAGUAGUGUAGCCAGGUGCUGAGGGGAACGCAGGUGCUGAGUUCAGAGGUCAAGUGCGGAAUCAACCAGGUAUUACACACUUAAAAUUCACAACACACACACACAUGCACACACACAAUUAUUUAUGACAACUUUGCACACUCAUUCACACAGAAGAGAAAUUUUAAUUCUACAGGGAAUGGACACACUUGUGGAUUCAAAUUUAUUUAUUUAGAUGUUUUAUCCAUGAAAGAUUUUCCUCAUUGCUUUAUUAUGAGCGCAGAGUUUUAUUGAGUUACAAAGCAUUUUCGGAAUGAAAUAUUGAAGCCUCCGCUACGGAGACUUUGUAUUUAUUUUUGUAUUAUGAUAUUAGCGUAGAGUUCUAUUAUUUGUCUUCUCCUCAAUUAUUUAAAAAUCUAUCCUGGGAAGGAAGCAUAGUAUAUUUUACAACACACUACCUAGCAUUCCAAGAAAAAAAGAAAUCUCAGUAAGCAUGAAUUUAUUAACAAAAACAUCUCCUUGUUCACUUUGAACCCCAUAUUUUCUCUCCGUAAGUGUAGCCUCAGUUCUAUCAAAUGAUAAUUAUUGUUUGAUAAUGAUCAAUAUUGAUAUAUAUAUCAGAUUGGACACUAUAUAUUGUGCGCAUGAGUCUAUCUAUUUGGUAUGCAGUGCCACAUGUUCUGCACACACAAAAAAAAUCACCUCUGAGGUUCACUUUGUAUAUAGUGAAGUGUCAUAGCUGGAAAUUAAUUAUAAUAUAUAGAUAGAUAUAUCUUUAUCACAGACAAUCGAGUCUUGAUGAUUGUGACAUAGAGAUUUUAUUUACCCAUGAUGCCCCUUAGAAUGUGAGACAUAUGAGAUUUUAAGUAUUUCAUGUUUUUCUUUGUGAGAUCCAGGCACAUUACGAGUUACAAUUCUACCGGUCCUGCUCAACACAUACGCUUUUGUGGUAUUUUGCACUUUUUCUGCUUAGAAUGUAAAACUGACGUCAUCAUCCUGCUAAAAAUGAGACAGCCAGAGAUUUUUUUUUCUUUCUUUCCAAGGCGAGGAAGUAGAGAGGUAAAGUAAAGCGAUGACAAUAUCAGGAGAUAUUGCAGCGAACAAAAGAGAAACGUGCCGGAACCGUCCGUGAAGAAGCACUAUUACCAUUCUAAGAUACGACAAUGCUAUUGCAGUAGCAUGCUGAUGUUUUGUCCCAGAUUUUUGUCAUAUAUGUGUUGUCUUGAUAUUACCACUUCACAUCGUCAGUGUCUUAAAAGUCUAGUCCGUUCAUUAUGUCUUGGAAAAAGGUCAUUGUGUGUGCUUUUAGUGGGGUCAAGAGGCAGGACAAGUGGUUUAUUUAGCAUUUCAGCCCAACCUAGCAGUGAAAGUUAUAAUCUCGAAGAUGUAUGAUUAAGUCCACUUGGGCACAAUCACACAUUGCCAAUAUAAGGUUGGGAGAUAUUGGCCUCCCAUUCUCUGCAAACAAAGAGGCAAAUUUGCUUCUGCUGGCAAAGCAAAAUGCCAUCAACUUUAUUGACCUUUGACCUGCUAAGUCACAGCCUCAAUAAAGGGCAAAGAAGUGUGAAUAAACAGUUAAUAUGGCUAAAUAAACAAAGAAAAAAAGCGGCGACUACAUGACAACAGACAAUGAAAUUUACAAAAACAAGUAAAAAGCGGCUUAUCGUCGGCAAAGAAAACAAUCUUCGAGAUUCUAACUUCAAAUAUAACUUCUAAUACAAUGUCACUAAUAUUUGAGUGAUUUCUAUGCAACAUCUACUGUUUGAUGGUGGCAGCUGCAUCUUGACUUGCCAGAAAUGUGAGGAGGGGAAACAUUUAUAUUGACUUUUCUUUUGCACUGCCGUGUUUUCAUGUCCUCCAUGAAAAGAUUAUUGCUUUAAUAUGAUUUUUUAUUUUAUGUAACUUGUUAUUUUGUAUCGCUAUAGGAUUCUUUAUUUAUUGCCUGUGAGACUAUUUCAUAUGUUGUAUUAUAUUUGUUUACAGUACAUAUCAGGUGUACAUAAAAAAGGUGAGAACUUUUGUUUUUAUACACAAUGUAGUGCUUGUUUACAAAAUUUAGAGGGCCUGAAACUCAGAGAACCAUCUUACUUGUCCUUGUGCACGAACACACACUCACAUAUGGAAAUUAACAUGCACAGAUCCUGAAUAUCACAUAUUUAUAAAUCAAGAUGAUGAAAAAAUAGCAUUCCUAUUUAAAUCGAUUGAUUUUCCUCCUUUGAAUGUUUUAAUUUUCCAGUAUGUGUACGAGAAUUUACCCAAAAAAGGCAACAUUGUAAUCAAUGGAUGUUAUACCUGAAAUGAUCGUAGUUUUAAGGUCAGUGUGUUUUUUUGUUUUUCUUAUUUUUAUACCCAUGUGCUUGUGUGUAGCAUCUUCAUACCAAGUCCAUGCAUGUCAUUGGCUCUAAUGCAUAUCUCUUCUUUUAAGUGUUGUCUGUCUAAAAAUAUCGACUUUAAAAUCUCUCAUAACACACAAAGAAUAACACGCACACUCACAAACACACACAUACACAGAUGCUAUCUCUCUAUUUCCAACCUUGUAAAUACAUAGCUUUUUUAUACUGGGGUUUGUGGAGCAAUAGGUCUUUUAGCAGACAAAAAAAGGUAUGUGAUCUUUGAAGUUAAAGAAAGUUGUUUUUCUCUCGAUCAAUGUACAGUGGAUAGACUGAGAAACGACCUUAUGCCUGUCUAUAGAGACCCAGAUUAACCCGACCCUUUACACCAAACACUAAAGGUUUACCAGAGUCUAACUACACAGAAGUUUAUCUUAACAACUCAAGCAGUUGCAGGAGAAUUUAAAUGUGCUCACACUGGAUGUUGCAUGUUUUGUUGGUGGUUCAUACUAUUUUUGUGUCCAGAUAUUACUAAAGAAAAAAAAGAAUGAGGUAGAGAAAGAUAUAGAACAAAAAUGUUAUAGAGGGGAAAAUUAUGAAGAAAACUUAUUAAAACUAUUGAUGAUGUAUGCUGACUGUACAAAGAUUAUGCUUGUAAAACCUGUCUGGUUUUUCACUUGUAAGUAAACAGAAAAAAAAUCUACUGUCAUGGUUUUGUGAUUGUAUACAGGAGGUAUUGAUAAAUUAUGCAAAUUGUGCUGUAAAAAUGGCUGUUGCCCCAUGUCUAAAUAUUAAAUAUCAGUACAAAUGAAA
Centropristis striata (black sea bass) is the source of this 15994-nucleotide messenger RNA. It is a transcript of the gene pcloa, whose product is annotated as piccolo presynaptic cytomatrix protein a. Gene Ontology annotation, biological process: presynaptic active zone assembly; protein localization to synapse. The coding region runs from base 167 to 12598 and encodes 4143 amino acids. The record is from RefSeq and is a predicted model, not a curated record. Gene Ontology annotation, molecular function: protein binding; metal ion binding; structural constituent of presynaptic active zone. Gene Ontology annotation, cellular component: membrane; glutamatergic synapse; cytoskeleton of presynaptic active zone. NCBI's taxonomy places the organism in Eukaryota, Metazoa, Chordata, Actinopteri, Perciformes, Serranidae. The transcript has 27 exons.